UUGAUCUGUGUCCCCGUCGUCUACCAUCACUACUUUCCUUCCCUGCGUGUGUGACGUAACUCUAUAAAAGAGUGCGCGGUGAAGACGCCGCCGCUAUAUCGUUUCCGCUCGCCACGCUCGGCCAUAGCGUCCCAAACACCGGCAUAGAAGGACGCGGGCGGAACCUCUUCCGCUAGAGCCCACACGGACUCAACAGUGACAGUUCAACAAAAGAUACGAGAUGAGGUCGUUGUUCUUGUUAGCGGCUUUGUGCUGCCUAGUGUUGUCGGUAUGCGGUAGCCCUAUCGCCCGGCCGGAGGAAGACAAGGAAGUGGGUAGGCAAGCUGCGGCUGCAGCGCCUGCAGCCCCCGCGGCCGCUGCCGACGACGAUGACGAUGAUGACGACGACGACGACGAUGAUGAAGAUGUUGACAUCGAUGACGCAUUAACAGGUGACGACGAUGACGACGAUGAUGAUGAUGACGACGACGAUGAUGAUGAAGAGGCCGAUGACGACGAUGAUGAUGACUACCUCGAGAGGUUCUUCGAUGACAUCUUAGGAGGAGAAGAAGACGAUGAUGAUGACGAGCCCGCGGCAGUCCAGCCCGUGGUAGCGCCCGCCGACACUGUUGCGGCCGCGCCUGCUGCACCUGCCGCUGCUGCAUCCGCUGAGGAUGUUGCCGCCGUCGCUGAAGAGGCUGCUGAGGGAGAAGUAGAGGCUGUUGAAGGAGAAGAGGGAGCAAUUGCACAAAAAGAGCCCGCCAGCGCUGAGGUCGAAGCCCCUGCUGAAGCCGCCGCGGAAGUUGCCGAGGCUGAGGCUGAGAACGAGGAGGAUGAUGAUGACGAUGACGAUAUUGGCAUUGAUGCCGUCGGAGAUGACGACGACGACGAUGACGAUGAUGACGAGGCCGAGGAUGACGACGAUGACGAUGACGACGACGACAUCACCGACGCGCUCGGCAGGAACAUCUCCGCUAAGAACGCACGCGCUCUCAGUGAUGAGACCACAAAGAAGCCGACGACUGUCCCCGCUAUCUACAUCGUCAAGUACAACCGAUUCGUUGACAACAUCUUGGAGAAAAUGAACGACAUUUUGAGGACAUCGUACGACCCCGUCAGUGUGAAGCUGCAGCCAAUCGACGCCAACAAGAAGACUUCCAAGCCAAAGAAGGGUAACAAGACCAAACCAAAAAGGAAAAACUCAAACAAGAAGAAGAAUACAGCGCGCGGCAGUGAAGCAAAUAAGAACAAAGAGAAAGCUGUAUCUGAGAUCCCAGAGACAAUAAAGGAAGAGAUUACUCAAGUUAACGAUGUGAAGCCUAAUGAAGUUGUUGGAGAGCAGACUCCUGUUGCUGAGGAGCCUAGAGCAAUUAAGGAGAAGGCUUCAGAGAAAGCUAAGCCAACAGUGACUAGGAAGCCCGCUGUAAAGCCACCAGUUAAGGCCCCUACUAAAGCGACGAAACCAAAACCGAAGCCAACGAAGACUACAACCAAGAAACCAGCAACCAACAAGACCAAGAAUAAGACUAAGACUUCAGAGAAGAGCAAGCCGAGGGCAAAGGGAACGUUAUACGGCCUGUCGUCUUUGAGGAGGACUGGAGAUGUAUCAGUCAGCAUCAUGGCCGACCACACUACUGUCAAGAGCAACUUUGCUGUUGGACCGCUGAUACUCAGAGUUGAGAAAGAGGUUGGCCGUGGAGCUAAGAAAGACAUCAGAUCAGCGACAGCAACUACAGCUGAGAUGCUGGGUAAACUGACACUGAGAGUAAAUAACCAAGGAGUCGCUACUCUACAUACCAUUAAGGUUCUGCAGCCUAAACAGGUACGAGUGGACAGCAACAACGAACGCACUAGGGAACUUGUAUGGCAACGCAGCGCAAGAAUAGCACACGUCGUCUCAGAGAAACUGCUCUCAGCAUCCAAGCCAAUGUUCCACCAACAAACCGUCGUCAAACAAUGAAUUUUAGACUUUAUUACAAUGAAGUUAUAGAGCACAAUUUAGCUUUAUAGCAAGGGUUACGGUGGUGGGCAGUUGAAAUAAAAUAUUGCAUUUAAGUAGCCGACUCGUCAGACGCGUAGAUUAAAGAAAGGAUUUAUGCAAUAGAUAUUUGUUUAGAUGAGAUAAAACGGUACCAAUGUCUCAGUACAUCACAAAUACGCCUUUGAAUUGUCGGUUCGUUUAAUUGACUGAAUGAUAGUUAUAUACUUAAUUUAUUUUUCAAAGUUUAUUAUGUUUAGAGUAUAUUCUCAGUCGCGAGGCUUAUGAUACUCAUUAUUUUUAGUACAUAGUCAGACAAUGCAUUUACUAUGUUGUAACGUUAUGGUGCUAAGAUCUUAAAGAUAAUUUUAUACGCUGUACAUUAUUUUAUACUUAAUAAAUACUUUUUACAUA
Spodoptera frugiperda (fall armyworm) is the source of this 2371-nucleotide messenger RNA. Its product is annotated as FK506-binding protein 5. Lineage: Eukaryota; Metazoa; Arthropoda; Insecta; Lepidoptera; Noctuidae. The coding region runs from base 221 to 1939 and encodes 572 amino acids. The transcript has 8 exons. The record is from RefSeq and is a predicted model, not a curated record.